AUGGAAUCUCGGCGUCAUCUAUACACAAAAAGGGACACGCGAUUUCUGGCGGCACCAGUGUGGUUAGAAAUUUUGAGUCACUUUGGCUACAUGAAGGUUAUAAUCAUACACAGUUCCGACACGGACGGACGGGCCAUGCUGGGUCGCUUUCAGACCACUUCACAAACCAACUACAACGAUGUCGAUGUGCGGGCGACGGUUGAGUCGUGCGACGAAUUCGAACCGAAGCUGGAUAGCUUUAGCUCGUACCUAAUGGACAUGAAGACGGCUCAAUCACGUGUCUACCUACUAUACGCAAGCCAAGAGGACGCGCACGUUAUAUUCCGCGACGCUGCCAUCCACAACAUGACCGACUAUGGGCACAUCUGGAUCGUGACCGAGCAGGCGCUCAGUGCCAACAACACCCCGAUCGGAAUUAUCGGACUGAAGCUGAACAAUGCAGAAAACGAAACCGAUCACAUCAAGGAUGCUAUCUACAUUCUGGCAUCCGCCAUCAAGGAAAUGACGGUGAACGAAACCAUAACCGAAGCGCCAAAGGAUUGCGACGAUUCGGGUGCCAUUUGGGAAUCGGGUAAACGCUUGUUUGGGUAUCUGAAGACGCGCAACAUUCGCGGGCAGACGGGCCAAGUAGCGUUCGACGACAACGGUGACCGUGUGUACGCCGAGUACGACGUGAUCAAUGUACACGAGAACCAUUCCUUCGUAAAGGUUGGCAGUUUCCAUUACGAUUCGAUGCGCAACAUUCGUGGGCAGACGGGCCAAGUAGCGUUCGACGACAACGGUGACCGUGUGUACGCCGAGUACGACGUGAUCAAUGUACACGAGAACCAUUCCUUCGUAAAGGUUGGCAGUUUCCAUUACGAUUCGAUCUUUAACGCGUGA
Molecule: messenger RNA, 882 nt
Organism: Anopheles cruzii
Lineage: Eukaryota; Metazoa; Arthropoda; Insecta; Diptera; Culicidae
Product: glutamate [NMDA] receptor subunit 1-like
Exons: 7
Coding region: 1-882 (293 amino acids)
Biological process (GO): G protein-coupled receptor signaling pathway
Cellular component (GO): membrane
Molecular function (GO): G protein-coupled receptor activity
Source: RefSeq, a predicted model, not a curated record